CAGGAGUUUGUACAGAGAUCUUCAAAAGAGAGUGUGUGAUCUUCCAGAAAACAGUCUACUGCUUUGUUCACCUGAGCAUUCAGGAGUUUCUGGCUGCAGUCUACAUGGCCCACUGUUACACAAACAGGAACACAGAGGUACUGGAGGCCUUCAUGAGAGAAGAUAAUGAUGAGCAGACGGCUGAUGAUAAGAAGACGGAUGAUGAGGAGGAGACGGAUGAUGAUGAGGAUCAUAAAUAUGACAGUUAUGAUGAUGAGGAGGGGGACUAUGAUGGUGUGAUGGACGAUGAUGAGGAGGAGGAGGAGGAUGAUGAGGAGGAGACGGAUGAUGAUGAGGAUCAUAAAUAUGACAGUUAUGAUGAUGAGGAGGACUAUGAGUGUGUGAUGGACGAUGAUGAGGAGAAAGAUGAUGAUGAUAUGGAGGGUGAUGAAAGCAACAAUGACAAUUACUCAUCUCUGGAUGUCUUCCUGAAGAGAGCCAUGGAGAAAUCCCUUGAAAGUAAAAAUGGCCACCUGGACCUGUUUGUUCGCUUCCUUCAUGGCCUCUUUCUAGAGUCCAACCAGCAACUCUUAGGAGGUCUGCUGGGUCGGACAAACAACAGUCCAGAAAUCAUCCAAAGAAUCCUCAACAACCUGAAGGAGAUGAACAGAGAUAAAACCUCUCCUGACAGAAGCAUCAACAUCUUCCACUGUCUGACGGAGAUGAACGACCACUCGGUACAUCAGGAGAUCCAAGAGUUCCUGAAGUCAGAGAGCAGAUCAGAGAAGAACCUCUCUUUGAUCCACUGCUCAGCUCUGGCCUACAUGCUGCAGAUGUCAGAGGAGGUUCUGGAUGAGUUGGACCUGAAGAAGUACAACACAACACAGGAGGGACGACGGAGACUGAUUCCAGCUGUGAGGAACUGCAGAAAAGCUAAACUUUCUCACUGUGGACUCUCAGAUACUCACUGUGAAGUUGUGGCCUCAGCUCUGAAGUCCAACCCCUCCCAUCUGAGAGAGCUGGACCUGAGUAGAAACUACUUCCUGCAGGAUUCAGGAGUGAAGCUGCUGUCUGCUGGUCUGGAGAGUCCAAACUGUAGACUGGAGACUCUGAGAUUGAGUGACUGCAGUUUGUCAGAGAUCAGCUGUGCUUCUCUGGUCUCAGCUCUGAAGUCCAACCCCUCCCAUCUGAGAGAGCUGGAUCUGAACUACAACGAGCUGCAGGAUUCAGGAGUGAAGCUGCUGUCUGAUCUUGUGGAGAGUCCACACUGUAGACUGGAGUCUCUGAGAUUGAGGAGCUGCAGUUUGUCAGAGAUCAGCUGUGCUUCUCUGGCCUCAGCUCUGAAGUCCAACCCCUCCUAUCUGAGAGAGCUGGAUCUGAGUGGAAACAACCUGAAGGAUUCAGGAGUGAAGUUGCUGUGUGGUUUUCUGGAGAGUCCACACUGUAGACUGGAGACUCUGAGGAUUGACAAGAAGGUCUACAGAGCUGCCGGACACAAAGAAUGUGACUCAGAUGUCAAACUGAAUGAGGGAAUAAAGCUACCUGAGGACGACAAAAAGGCUCCAACAUCCUUCUCACCUGAGCAGACAGCUGAAUCUUCAUACAGCUUCAGGUGUCCUGGUCCAGGUGUGUUCCAGUGCGCUUUGACUGGACUGGUGUUUGUCAUGGCUCAGGAGGCGGAGCUACUGUACAGGACCGUCCAAUGGGAUGAGAGCCUCCUCCAAUCAGCUGGCAAAAUGGCUGCAGGGCCGCUGUUUAACAUCAAGUGUUCUGAGGAUGCUGCUCUCCGUCAGCUCCACCUCCAACACUGUGAAACAAAGGAAGCAUUGCUCUCCGAUGGCCUGUUGUCUGUUGCUCACAUCUCUGAUGAUGAAAUGAGCAUCUUGGAGCCGCUGGAGAUUACAGACACCCAUGUGGUUGUGAAGAUCUCUCACCUCUCUGCCUAUGGCCUGAUCUGGGAUAGGCUUCGGAACCUCAUAUGGCCGAUAAAUGGCCAAGUUCUGCUGUUCCUCCGAACUCCCAACAGAACACAUCAAGUACUCGAUAUCUUACUGCUGAACAGCAACGUCGAUGUAACCGAGGUUGAGGCCCGACAAAGAGGUUCUACGUACAUCCCCAACUCUGCCAAGUGUCUUUUCAACUUUGGUCAAAGUUACAGUGUCCACUGUGAACCUGAGGGCUUCACAAUACAACCUGAUCGUGCACCAUUUGACUCAGAUUAUGGACCAAAUUACCAUCCGACAUUUGAAAUUUUAAUGACUACGAUCCCAGAGAAAGUGACUUUGACGGUCCAGGAUCAAGAGAGGACAGGCGACGUCUGGAAACGUGAAGUGUGUCUGACAGAUCUAAGAAUGGAAAUCCCUCAGAGGAACGUCCCACCAGAGGACAGCGUCCCACCGGAGGACAGCGUCCCACCGGAGGACAGCGUCACACCGGAGGACAGCGUCACACCAGAAGAGAGGCUGCGGUUGGUUCGAUCAAAGUUUGUAGAGGGAAUGUCUGAUCCUAAUCUGAAUAAGCUUCUGGAUGAACUCUUUCAGCGUCGCGUUAUAAGCGAUAAUGAAAUGCAGUCAAUCAGAACAAAAGCCAAGAGAGAUAAAGCACGAGACCUGAUCGACACGGUGCGACAUAAGGGAACUGAAGCCAGCUCAGUUCUGAUCGCUGCUCUCCGUAAGGACGAUCCGUGGGUUUUCAGAACUUAGGCUGAAGCAAAAGCUAGAAGCUGUAGUGUGAUGAUGAAUCUCUAUAAUAUCUGUCUGUUUUAGAGACUCACAUCAUUUAUUGUUAUCUUUAAAUGAUAAAUUCCGUCAUCGAAGCCUGUGUGGACUUUCACUCUGAAGGUGAUUCACUGAAGUUUGGGGGAAGAAAGUGAAUUCAUUUUCAAGCUCUUGUGUCUCAGGAUUUUAUAAUCAUUUACUGAUAUGUGCUGGGUCCAGGCUUCAAGGCUAAUGAUACACGUGACCGUUUCCAGGACAAGCUGGGGCCCUGUGUGAUAAGAGCUUCUUCUAUCUCAGUUCUAAUAAGUAGUAGAAAAAGAAUGGUGACUCAGCAAAGAAACAGGAAGAUUUUUACUGCAAAUUUAUCAAAUUUAGCAUUGAUUCCUUGCCAGCCAAGCCAUGUCCCAAAAAAAAAUAAUAAUGCUUCUAGCACAUUAAAGCUAGCCCUGUUAAAC
Molecule: messenger RNA, 3151 nt
Organism: Sebastes umbrosus (honeycomb rockfish)
Lineage: Eukaryota; Metazoa; Chordata; Actinopteri; Perciformes; Sebastidae
Product: NACHT, LRR and PYD domains-containing protein 1b allele 2-like
Biological process (GO): regulation of apoptotic process
Molecular function (GO): protein binding
Source: RefSeq, a predicted model, not a curated record